Messenger RNA from Arabidopsis arenosa, 2466 nucleotides. Lineage: Eukaryota; Viridiplantae; Streptophyta; Magnoliopsida; Brassicales; Brassicaceae. The record is from the annotation of a GenBank genome assembly.
GAAAACCUUAAACCAGAAUCAAAAUUCACCUUUGGAAAAGUCUGAUCUGAAACAAUGGCCGUGAGAGCAACGGUGUCGCGUUUUCCGAUCGAUGCAGACGCUCAAGAGGCGUCAGGACUUCCUUGGGGACUAACAGUAACACCAUUCGCGGCUAAAGACGAGAACGAAAUCGGACCAGCAUACGGAUCUAACGGUCAUCUUCUUCCUCGUUGCGAAAACUGCUACGCUUACUUCAAUACCUACUGUGAGCUUGAUCAAUGGGCUUGGAAUUGCUCGCUUUGUGGAACUCUCAAUGGACUUCCUUCUGAUGCUAUUGCUCGUUACUCUAAUCCUCAGUCUAUACCUGAAAUGACUUCUUCCUUCAUUGAUCUUGAGAUGCCUCUGGAUGGAUCGGAGGAAGAGAUGACACAAGCACGGCCUGUGUAUGUUGCGGCGAUUGAUAUCUCGUCUUCCGAGGAAUUUUUGGAACUUACAAAAAGUGCAUUGCUAGCCGCUCUGGAAGCUCUAAGUCCAGGGGCUCUUUUUGGUCUUGUUACGUUCAGCCACAAAAUAGGACUGUAUGAUGUUCAAGGACCUAUUCCAGUUGUAAAGAAUGUAUUCAUUCCCCCUGAUGGGGAGAGCAGCUUAUCGCUAGAACUUGAGGAUGUCAUGCCCUUGUUACAAUUUUUGGCUCCGGUAGAAACUUGCAAGGAUCGUAUUGCUGCAGCUCUUGAGACACUCAGACCAAUAACUUCUUGGGAGAGAUCAGCUGGAGCAGCUCAAGGGAUGGAUAGUGUAUUGAUGGGUGGUAGGGGCUUUGGUACAGCUAUGGAAGCUCUAUUCAACUAUCUAGGAUCUGAAUUUGGGAAUACAUUUGCAUUAGCUAGGGUGUUUGCUUUCCUAUCUGGUCCUCCUGAUUAUGGACGUGGACAACUGGAUACAAGUAGAUAUGGUGAACAAUAUGCAAGUAAAAGGGUAGAUGCUGAUCGUGCUCUGCUUCCUGAACAAACACCAUUCUACAAAGACCUAGCCACCAUUGCUGUCCAAUCUGGUGUAUGUGUAGAUUUAUUCGCAGUUACAAAUGAGUACACAGAUUUAGCAUCCCUGAAGUUCCUUAGCAUCGAAAGUGGUGGCUCGCUGUUUUUGUAUUCAAGCACCGAUGAUUCAACUCUUCCCCAAGACAUGUUUCGAAUGCUUAACCGGCCGUAUGCAUUCAAUUGUGUCUUGCGAUUGAGGACAUCAACUGAAUUCAAACCUGGCAACUCUUUUGGUCACUUCUUUCCAGAUCCACAGUACGAGAACCUUCAGCAUAUCAUCUGCUGUGAUUCAUAUGCAACAUAUGCAUAUGACUUUGAUUUUGCAGAUAAUUCUGGAUUUUCCAGGCAUUCUGGAGAGCAACCAGUGGUGCAAAUUGCAUUUCAGUACACAGUUGUUGUACCUCCCGAGGGACUGUCAAAUUCAGAAAUGUCAUCUUCAAGUAGAGGCAAACACACACUUCAGAGACGAUUAAGGAUCAGAACCAUGCAAUUUGGAACUGCCCACAACAUCAAUGAAAUUUACGACAGUGUGGAUCAUGAAGUAGUUCUCUCAUUGCUCGUUCACAAGGUAAUUUUAGCUUCUCUGGAAGAUGGAGUCCGUGAAGGGAGGGCAUUACUUCACGAUUGGCUAGUAAUUCUAACAGCACAAUACAACGAUGCCUUCAAUCUCGUUCAAUACAAAAACGGAAACAAGUCGAUGAGUUCUCAGAUUGAUAUCACUUUUUCACAAUGUCCUCAACUUGAGCCUUUGCCUCGUUUAGUCUUUGCCUUACUCCGUAAUCCCCUUCUCCGGUUUCAUGAAGAAGGUGUUCAUCCUGAUUACAGAAUCUACUUGCAAUGCCUUUUCAGUGUGUUGGACCCGAGCUCUCUUCAUUGCGGGAUUUACCCAGCACUAAUGUCAUAUUCAACACCAGAUACACUUGCAUAUCCGCGUCAUUCAUUGAGCCGCGCGGCUUUGAUUACAAGUGGUAGUCCGAUAUUUUUCCUAGAUGCAUAUACCACUUUGAUAGUCUUCUACUCAUCAACAGCAGACCCGUCGAUACCUUUCCCUCCACCUCAAGACUGUUUAUUGAGGCAGACCAUAAAUAAGGUGAAGCAAGAAAGGAGCAUCACACCAAAACUGAUGUUUAUCCGAGGAGGACGAGACGAUGCUACUGUCUUUGAGAACUAUCUUAUAGAAGAACAAGAUGUGGACGGUAUUGGUUUUGCUAGCGCCAUGGGUUUCGUGUCUUUCCUCGAUGAUAUUUCGCAGCGUGUCACUGAAUACAUGAAGUGAAAGCCAAAUGACCCUUUAGUGAAAGCCAAAUACAUCCAAACUCAAAAAUUUCAACUGUGUCAAAACUUUUCCCAUUUAAGAGUUUUGCUCUUCUUGUUGUAACAUUUGCUUAGACUAGCAUCCCAACUUUUUUGCUCUCUUAAUCAGAAUGAAUAAUAAGCCAAAAUUUGCUCU